CUUUAUGUUAAUUACCCUCAAUGGGGGUUCCUUCAAUAAUUUGAUUCCAAUUGCAAGGAUUUGAAGGUUGGUUCACGUUGUUCUCUAGGGUUUGCCCAAGUUCGUUCACAUGUUAGCGCGUGCUGCAUCAAACCUGCAUCGAACCAUGCUGUCGCUGCCAUCCACCACCAUAUGUUUGAUGGCUUAAACUUGAAAAUCGAAAUCAACAAGAAAUCCAUACCAAUAGCCUGCCUAUCUAGCAUCACUAAACAGAACGUCAUAAGAAUCAAAUCAAUCGCGUGUGAAGGAAGAUACAUUUGUUUUGUUUUUGUCAUUCAAGAAGAGUGGUUCGUUCCAUCGUAUUCGUCUUUGCCCGUUGGCUGCUAGCUGCUAUGCUAUAAUGUUCGUAUGUGUAUGUGCAAGUGAUUUAAGAAUUUUAGCAACAAGCCAAAACAAAGUGUGAAGAAAAUUUACUAUUGUUGUUGUUUUUCUUGUGAUUACAUAUUACAUUUCCACCACUUGUCGUCGCUUAGUGUGUGGUGGUGUGCGCGUGGUGCUCUGUCGUACGUGAGUGAUGAGCUUUGCCGUUAACACAUUAAAGCUAAAGAUAAGCCCAACCUUAUAAAUCACCAACACCCCCUUUUGUUACCAAAGAAGUUAAGCUAAAAAAAGUGUCAAUCACUUAAGUGUAUACGUGUAAGUGAGCUAGUAGUUUGUAAGCUCAUUAAUAGUCAAAUAGGGAAAGGUAAACAAAAAAGGCUAAACAGAUUUCCUUCUCAUCACCUAAGAUUGACAAGUGUAACACGCAUACAAACAGCUGCCUAUUGUUUUUGAGAUUGAAAGAGGCAGUGACAGAAAGAGAGAUUGAGAGAGAGAGAGAAAAACCAAAAUAGAGUGCUUUGUAAAUUUAUCUCUCUCUGCUAUAGUUACGUGCUCGAGUGUGUGUGUGUGUGGUGUAACCAAACAAUAACAGUCAUUUAAAUGUCAUCAAUAUGGAUACAGCAACUACAACAACAACAACAACUGAAGCAGCAGCAACAUCAGCAGCAGCAGCAGCUGCUGCUGCAAAUACCCAUACAACAGCAGCUACAUCGUCAAAUUUACAGCAAUUAUGCCGCAUUUGCAUCUCAUCGAAUGUUAAUUGCAGCACACAAAUGAUUUCGUUAUUUGGCGAAGAUACAUUAUGGCGAAAAAUUACAACAUUGGCUGAUGUUCAGAUUGAACCCGGCGAUACCCUGCCCCAACAAGUCUGUGUUACGUGUGCCAAAAAUACCAUAUCCGCUUGUCUAUUCAAAAAGAAAUGUGAAGAUGCGGACAAUUUUUUCCGACAACAGUUGUUUCUGAAUAAAAUUGAAAGCAGAAGGAACAAUGCUCAGGAUAAUCGCGAAUCAGAUCACGAGGAGAUUUUACCCAAUGGCCAAAAUCACAGAACGGAUGAGGACGAUGAUGGUGAUGAUGAUGAGCCCAGCGAGCAAAGUUAUAAACGAUAUCAAAGACACAUAAAUGGUGGCAAUGAUGCUGCCGAAGCUGAAGAUUAUCCACAAGAUGGUCAUAUGCUUGAAGAUGAUCAGGCUGAAGAAGAUAUGUCGCACCUGGACAGCAAUGGCUUCAAAGUGGCCAGUAAUGGUCAGAAACAACCGGCCUUUGAUUUUAACUCGAUUCGACUGAUGCAUGAAUACAUGCAGCAACAAUUGAGCAAAUUCAAUGGCUUGCAAAAUCAUCAUUCUGCUGCAGCGGGCAGUGAUGAUGAGGGAGCGGGGGAUGUUGCUGGCAGUGGCACAGAUUCGGAUCAAGAUGAUGAGGAACAUUUGCCAUUGAUACCUGAAAUUGAACUCAUAACCCCCAGCGAUGAAGGUGGAGUGGCAUCAAAUGGAGCAAUGGCUGCCGAUGGUUCUGGUGAGGCCAGCUUAGCUGGCGCAGCUGGCAUGACUCAAAUGCGUGGAUAUCAGUGUCCCCAUUGUUUCCAGAUAUUCGAAAUGAGACAAGUGCUCAAGGCGCACAUGCAAAGCGUGCAUGGCACAGCGGGACCUGUGUACGAGUGCACGAAUUGCAAGAAAACCUAUUUUUACAAACGUUUUCUGGAAAAACAUAUUCGGCGGGGUCGUUGCGUUAAGAAGAGACGCAAUCAAACACGCCCCAUGCAAUGUUCCGAUUGUAAUGUCUUAUUUCCCACGGGCCAUCAUUUGGGUUGGCACAAACGCACCGGCUGCCCUUCGAAAACAGCUAAAAUGCCUUUGCAACAACUCUUCAAACAGAAUAUAGUGCAAUACAAUAACUUCCCCAGGCGUGUUGGAAUGCGAAAACCGGAAAAUGCCUUAUAUCUACAUAACCGCAAACUCAUGAUGGCCAAUAACAAACGCAAAGGACGAACCCGCAUUAAAUUAGAUGCCCGCAAGAUAGCCUUGGCCAAGCAAUUGAUAUUGCGUGAGGCCACCACCACGGUCAUAGCCAACGAGUUGAAUAUUUCACGCACAUUUGCUUGGCGUCUGCGCAAAAGUCUGGUCAACGGUGUUAGUUUACAUGAGCGUGUCAUCGAUCCACCCGAAGAAGAGGAGGACAACAAUGGUUAUGAUAACGGCCCCGUGGUAGCAGUCGAGGAAAAUGCAGGCGAAGCCAGCGAAGGCUUGCAUCAACCUGAAAAUCUCUUGAAUCAUCACCCGUUCACCGAACAUAUUAAAAGUGAAAAUGCCGAUAGCGAGGAUGAGGGUGAAACCAAUCAGGGGGACUUUGAUGAUCAUGAUAUGGAAUUGGUGCGGCAACAGCAGCAACUUUUGCAACAAGAACAACAACAUCUGCAAGUGCUGCAGGAACAACAGCAGGCUAUGCAGGCGCUGAGGGAGCCCAAUGGCAGUGGCAACAAAGUAGCAGUUGCCACAUCGGUGAUUCAGAGAGCUACAGCUAAAACAGCAAACGAACAAAAUGUGACGCAACACAAGCAACAGCAACAGUUGCAUCUGCAGCAACAACAGGCCAUAGAACAAAAGUUUCACAAUACAAUAUCUGUAGUACAACAACAAAGACUUAUGGAAUUAAAUCCUAACAAAGAAUAUACUCAACGGGCCCGUCACCAAAUCGCUGCACUGCUCAACGAUGCAGAUGCCGACGACGACGAAGAUGGAACGGAGAGUAAAGAAGAUAGUGAACUGCAUCAUGAGGAGCCCCACUAUCUUCGCCAGCAACAAGAGACUGAAUGUGGUGUUAAUAGUCAAGAACAACAGCAGCAGCAGCAAGAACAAAAAUAUCUAAAAAAGAAUUUGAAUACCCUCAACAACUCAGACUCACUGGGUAGUGUUGGAUCGAAUAGCAAAAUAUCCUUGAUAUCCCAGCUAUCGCCAGCAGUGGCUGCAGCCAUCCAUCAACUACCGGUGAAUCUUUCCAUUCGGCCAAUAGCCUCAUUGCAAAAUAAUGAUUCCACCUCUAAUGAAGCACCCAGUGCUAGCACAAAAAAGAAACCUCGCAAACCGAAUGUCUUCAUCGAUGAUGAGAAAUAUGCCAUGGCCAAAAUGUUGGUGGCGCAAAAUGCCUCAACCAUGGAAAUAGCAAAAGCCUUAAAUGUCUCACAAAUGACUGCCUGGAAACUAAGGGAUGCCAUUAUCAAGGGGGUGCCUUUGUCCUAUCGCAAUCGACGCGAUAUGCGUAUGACCAUGACCAAGCAACAGGAGGAUGAGGCCACCGCUGUUAUGAGCGAGGGCAGCGAGAGUGGCAGUCGCCGUGAGACCGAUCACGAGAGACAGCAACAAGCGCUUCUAGUUAAACAACAAUUGGAACAUCAACAGAAACUGCAACAACAGCAUUUGCAACAGCAACAGCAAAUACAACAACUAUUGCAAAGGCAACAACAGCUGCAGCAACAGCAGCAGCAAUUGGAACAACAAAAGCAACAAAGACUACAACAGCAACAACUGGAAGAAGAACAAAAGAGGCAACAGCAAUUGUUGCUGCAGCAACAACAGCAACAUCAUAGACAAAAGCAGCCACAUGAACAAAAACCCUCAAAUCCUCGGCGCCGUCUCAAGGCCGCUGAACGCGAGGUACGCGACAAAGAAAUAACGCGAGAAAUCCUAGAACUCAUCAAGGAGGACAGUAACAUACAGUACUGGAAGGUAUCGGCACGCCUUGCAGAAAAGGGCUAUGCCAUUUCGCCAUCAUCGGUGUGUCAAAAACUAAAAUCCAUGGGCAUACACAGGCGCUGGAAGCCGGGUGAUAAGCCCCCACUGAUUGACAUGGAGCACCUUAAGGCGGCCACUGCCAGCUCUAAUGCGGCAGUCAAUAACAGCAUAGCGGUGGCCACAUUGGCAGCAGCUGCUGCAAAUGCACAAAAUGCCUCCUCAUCGGCCGAUGAGAGCUAUGAACCACAAUUCGAUAUGGGGGGAGCUCAUUUUCUUAGUGCCUUUACACGUUAAGAGAUAUGCAUAUAAAGUUGAGGGAAAACUACACAAAAGGUGAACAAAAAAAAAACAAAUCAGAAAAUUAUUAUUAGCAUGGUAUUGAUUAGAUGAACAAAAAUAAUGCAACACUUGUAGGGAACUUUUAGAAAUAGCCACAAUAGCCUACAAAAACAAAUGACUAUUUAGUUCUAGCAAGCAUACAAACAAAAAACUCUCACACACACACACACACACACAGCCACAAUAGCCUACAAAAACAGAUGACUAAUUAGUUAUAGCAAGCAUGCAAACAAAAAACUUACACACACACACACACACACAUUUAUUGCAUAUUCCAUAGUUUUCCAUAGCAGCUGUUUGUUAUUGCUUUUGAAAUCUGCCAGCUUUUAGUUUAAAUACAAAAAUCUGUUCCAAAAGUUAUUGCUUAAAUAUAAGAAAUCGAAAUCUGCGUAGGCAUCACCACACAUUAGAAUCAAUGCUUUGGGAACUUUACUCGGUUCGCCCCGGCAGCCGAGCUGGUAGCGUGCUCGGAUUGCCAGAGAGGAGUCUUUGGUUCGAUUCCCGCCAGAGGCCUUGGUCUGUCGCUACUAUGGUAUUGGACUUAAAAUUAUCUAAGUGAGUCUGUCAAAGGACUGUCACUCUUACCUAACCUGCUCGGGUUCAUCAAGUUCUUUGUACCAUGUCUUCCCAUGGUAAAAAAGCUACAAGAGCAUAUAUGAAAGCUAUAAAAAAGUUUACUUGAAAAUGUCUAUCAUUGGAAUGUUUUUGGUUUUCUUUGGAGCCAUACUGAUGCAAAUGCAAAUUUGCCCAUGAACAUUCCAUUAAGGAACAGGGGCAAACUUCUCACAUAGCAAUGAAUGCUGUCCGAUUCAAGUUUAAGCUUAAUAGUAAGGGGCCUCCUUUUCAUAGCCGGGUGCGAGGUGCAAUUCCAUGUCUGGUCAUUUAGAAAUUUUCCCCCAAAGAGGUGUCGCACUGCAGGACGCCGUCCGAACUCCGCUAUAAAAAAAGGUCCCUUAUCAUUGAGUUUAAACCUGAAUCGGAAAGCACUCAUUGAUGUGUGAGAAGAUUGCACCUGCUCGGUUCCUGGUGUUUUUAAAAAUUAGUGUAAGGAGAAGUGCUUUUUAGGGGAGGGAUGGCACCUCAAACAUUUCGACUCAAAUAUGGAUAUCAAAUUCGUGCUGCACUUCCAAAUCGCUUUAAUUUGAGCCCCAUAUUGCCAUGGCCGGUAAUUAUGAACCGUUUGGAGGGUGUUUUGGCGCAGGGGCUGCCACCUGAAAAUAGAUAUCAAAUUCGUUCUUUAUUCCCUACGGAAAUAAAGGUCAGUAUAGGGGGUGCUUUAGGGCGUACCCCAAAACACUUGGCUCCAAAAUUGGAUAUUAAAUUCGUUUUCUACUCUCAAAUACCUUUUAUUUGAGUCAUAAUGGGUCAAAUAACCCAUUUGACAUAUAUUUAGGAGGAAAAGCGCCACAUUGAAUUGAACGCAAAUUUAAUGUUAUAUUCUUAAUCUCUCCCUCCCAAUCGGCUGAUAUGGCCAUUUGGGGGUGGGCGACCUCCCAUUACUUGGACCUAAUGUUUUAUGCCAUAUUUGUAAUCCUACUGCCUAAUACUUUUCAUAUUGACAUGAACCUUGAUCAAAUCUGUUUAGAGGAGUUUUGGGGUUGUGGAGGGGGGUUACCGUGGGUACUUGGACCCAAAUUUUAAUACCAUAUUCGUUUUCUGGUCUUCAAUAUCUACCCUUAUUGUGCCCAUCGGACCACUUUCGGAUAUGAGUGGCGGUUUUGGGGUUAGGGGGAGGGUCCGCCUCCCCCAAAUAUGUUUCCUUCCAGACAAAAAUUUGCAAAUUUUGCCCAUGAACAUUCCACUAAGGAACAGGGGCAAACUUCUCACAUAUCAAUGAGUGCAGUCCGAUUCAAGUUUAAGCUCAAUGUAAGGGGCCUCCUUUUUAAAGCUGAGUCCGAACGGCGUGCCGCAGUGCGACACCUCUUUGUAGAGAAGUUUUACAUGGCAUAGUACCUCACAAAUGUUGCCAGCAUUAGGAGGGGAAAACCACCGCUGAAAAUAUUUUCUAAUGGUCUCGCCAGGAUUCGAACCCAGGCGUUCAGCGUCAUAGGCAGACAUUCUAAGCUCUGCGCUACGGUGGCCUCCUUCCUUCCAGACAAACACACACAAUAUAUAAAAAUUUUAAGAAAAUCGAUUUAGCCAAGUAUCAUAUAGUCACAAUGGGUCUAAUGGCGUUUUUGAGGAUUGGAGUGACCCCCCUAUACUUCGAUUUGAUUUUGUAUGCCAGAUUCAAAAUCUACUCCCUAAUACCUUUCAUUUGAGCCCCAUAUUGAAAUGAACGUCUAAUAUGUCUGGGGUUGGGGCGGCUCGAUGGGUACUUAGACUCAAAUUUUAAUACCUUAUUCGUAUUCUACUCUCCAAUACCUUUCAUUUGAUACCUAUAUUGUCCCGAUCGGUCGGUCCACUUUUGAUUUCGGGUUGUGUUUUUGGCAUAAGGGGGAGGGUCCGUCAUCCUUCCGAUACC
Messenger RNA from Stomoxys calcitrans (stable fly), 6891 nucleotides. RefSeq lists its product as uncharacterized. The record is from RefSeq and is a predicted model, not a curated record. Gene Ontology annotation, molecular function: zinc ion binding. Gene Ontology annotation, biological process: positive regulation of DNA-templated transcription. The coding region runs from base 972 to 4382 and encodes 1136 amino acids. Gene Ontology annotation, cellular component: SWI/SNF complex; nucleus. Lineage: Eukaryota; Metazoa; Arthropoda; Insecta; Diptera; Muscidae. The transcript is spliced from 8 exons.